Messenger RNA from Trichoderma asperellum CBS 433.97, 2724 nucleotides. It is a transcript of the gene HSP78, whose product is annotated as chaperone ATPase hsp78. Gene Ontology annotation, cellular component: mitochondrial matrix; cytoplasm. The record is from RefSeq and is a predicted model, not a curated record. NCBI's taxonomy places the organism in Eukaryota, Fungi, Ascomycota, Sordariomycetes, Hypocreales, Hypocreaceae. Gene Ontology annotation, biological process: cellular response to heat; protein unfolding; protein refolding. Gene Ontology annotation, molecular function: ATP binding; ATP hydrolysis activity.
CAAGGGGGGGGAUUCUCGCUCCCACUCCAUUUCAUCUUCCUCCUCUAUUUGUAGUCAAUAAUUCUGGUUUCGCAAUUUUAUUCAUCACAAUGCAAGCCAGGCGACAGCUACUGUCCUCGGCCCAGCGCAUUGCUGGAGCCUCUGGCAGAGCUUCAAGAUCAGCUCUUAUACGACCAGCCAUUAGGCCUUUACUCUCUGGAGCUUCAUCGCUACGUUUACUCCCAACAUCAGCAGUAAGAACAAUUGCCGGUGGGCGUCCUCAGCCCCCCGGAGGAACUCAUAGAAUGAAUAUGGGUGGUGAGCCGGAGAAGCCAGCGCUGGAGCAAUUCGGCAUAGACUUGACUGCCAAAGCUCGCGAUGGUAAACUCGAUCCUGUCAUUGGACGAGAUGCCGAGAUUCAGCGCACAAUUCAGAUUCUCUCGCGGCGAACCAAGAACAAUCCAGUGCUGAUCGGAAAUGCUGGAACCGGCAAGACAGCGAUCUUGGAGGGACUGGCAUUGCGCAUUGUUCGCGGAGAUGUACCGGAGAGUGUCAAAAAUAAGAGGGUGAUUUCUUUGGACCUUGGCUCGUUAAUUGCCGGCGCCAAGUUCAGAGGAGACUUUGAAGAGCGACUAAAGAAAGUAUUGGACGAGGUUCAGAAAGCAGAGGGCCAGGUGAUUCUCUUCAUUGACGAAUUGCACACCCUUCUAGGAUUGGGCAAGGCAGAAGGUUCCAUCGAUGCCUCAAACUUGCUCAAGCCAGCACUAGCCCGUGGUGAACUUCAAUGCUGCGGUGCUACCACCCUUGCAGAGUAUCGUGUUAUUGAAAAGGACGUGGCGCUCGCCAGGCGUUUCCAGCCCAUCAUUGUUAGUGAGCCGAGCGUAGAAGACACCAUCAGUAUCUUGCGAGGCAUCAAGGACAAAUACGAAGUGCAUCACGGUGUACGAAUCACCGAUGGUGCCUUGGUGGCCGCUGCUACCUUAUCCAACCGAUACAUCACUGAUCGAUUCCUGCCGGACAAAGCCAUCGACCUGAUGGACGAGGCUGCAAGUCACCUGAAACUGCAGCAUGAAAGCAAACCUGAAGACAUCAUGAGGCUGGACCAUAAAAUCAUGACCAUUCAGAUCGAAUUGGAGAGUCUACGCAAGGAAAAGGAUAUUGCGAGCAAAGAGCGCCGAGAAAAACUGGAAAAUGACUUGAAGAAGCUUUACGACGAAAUUUCAGAGCUCAAUGCCAGAUGGGAUAAGGAGAGGUCCGAAAUCGAAUCAGUUAAGAAGGUACAGGAGGAACUUGACAAGGCCAGAUUUGAACUUGAACAAGCGCAGCGAGAUGGCGACUUUGCCCGAGCUUCUGAGCUUCGAUUCAGCGUCAUUCCUAAUCUUGAGCAGAAGUUGCCAUCCGACAAAGAGGAGCAACAGGAGGAGGCUAAUGGAACUCUCAUCCAUGACUCGGUGACGGCCGAUGACAUUGGCAACGUUGUCUCUCGCAUCACUGGCAUUCCCGUGUCAAAACUCACAUCAGGACACAUUGAAAAACUGGUCCACAUGGAGGAUAUAUUGCGGGAGUCCGUCAAGGGGCAGGAGGAUGCCAUCAAGGCCGUUUCCAAUGCUGUGCGACUUCAGCGAGCGGGCCUGAGCGGUGACAACCGUCCCUUGGCCUCGUUCUUCUUCCUCGGGCCGACCGGUGUUGGCAAGACGGAGCUGUGCAAGAAGCUUGCCAACUUUCUCUUUUCCACCGAGUCUGCAGUCGUUCGGUUCGACAUGUCUGAAUUCCAGGAGAAGCACACCAUCUCUCGACUUAUCGGCGCUCCAUCCGGCUAUGUUGGAUACGAGGAUGCAGGACAGCUUACAGAGGCGGUUCGCCGCAAGCCGUAUGCCGUUCUUCUCUUUGACGAGUUUGAAAAGGCUCAUCGCGAUAUCUCUGCCUUGCUUCUUCAGGUUCUUGACGAAGGUUAUCUUACAGACGCCCAAGGCCAUAAAGUCGAUUUUAAGAACACCAUCAUCGUGCUUACGUCCAACUUGGGAGCAGAUAUUCUAGUCGGCCAGAAUCAUUUACACCCGUACAAGGAGGAUGCCAAUGGCGACAUUGAUCCAUCGGUUCGCCAGGCCGUCAUGGAUGUCGUCUCAUCAGCUUAUCCACCAGAGUUCCUCAACCGUAUUGACUCUUUCAUCGUCUUCAAGCGAUUAGCACUGAGUGCUAUUCGUGAAAUCGUCGAUAUCCGCCUCAAGGAGCUCCAGCAGCGUCUAGACGAUCGUCGCAUUACUCUAUCUGUAUCAAACGCUGUCAAGGAUUGGUUAGCCGAGCGCGGCUACGAUCCCAAGUUUGGAGCCCGGCCACUGAACAGACUGAUCACAAACGAGAUUAGCAACGGACUUGCCGACAAGAUCAUCAGGGGCGAGCUCAAGAUGGGCCAAACUGCCGAGGUGAGAAUUAAAGACGGCAAGGAUGGACUGGAAGUUGUGAACAUAACGGAGGCUGCUUAAGUCUGCAUUGAGGAAGAGAAAAAAAAAAGGGAAGAGAAAAAAAGCUUUUAUUUGGCUUUUGUAAAUUUUGGUUAAUGUAAUGUUAAAGACGCAUUUUGGGAGGCAUCGGCGUUGGUUUUACGAUUUUGAACGACAAAAAUAAGAAUGUACUAUAUCAUAGGAUGCACAGACUCCUCUCGGAAAAUUUAAAUUAAAUAGUUGAUACCCCGCUUUGAAUAUAUUUCACAAAAAGGCAGUGAUCUCGCGUGAAAAAAAUGCAAUA